Molecule: messenger RNA, 945 nt
Organism: Haemonchus placei
Lineage: Eukaryota; Metazoa; Nematoda; Chromadorea; Rhabditida; Trichostrongylidae
Source: the annotation of a GenBank genome assembly
AUGACGGAACAGCUAUCGCUUCCUUUCUUGACUGAUUUGCCCAAAGAUGGAGAGAAUGAGCUGUCGUCCGGAAACAACGACAUCGAAGGUGGGCGGGAUCAAAGGGGAUACAGGCGGAUGCACCUUAUUGCCACUGCUGUAUCAGAGGCCUCACGAAUAUUCGCCAUACUCUACGAAACAAGAAUAAUCAAAAGACCAGAGGAUAAGUUCGAUUUGGUCGUUUUCGUGUCAGUGGCUGUACGAUUUGCCUCGCUGUGUUCGUUGUUGACGAUGAUUCCGGCGAUGAUCACCGAGCGUUCGUUCGCAUCACGUUUCAUUUCCGAUUAUGAGAAACUGCCAAGAUGCUGGAUUUCCUUUCUGAUCAACGGCAUAGCCAUAGUUCUAUUCGUAUCCUAUUAUACUCUAGCAAUGUUAGCAUGUAUGUCACCCUUUUUCUUAUUGGUCAUGCUUUUGAUAUCUAUACUUAUUAUGACACUAUCAUCUGUGGCUAUCAUUAUGGUCUAUCGUAAAGACGUGGCCAUCCUACGCGAUCUUGCGAACAAAACUGGUCUAUCAACGGUCACCUACACAUUAAGCCUCAAAUUUCAACUUGAGGAGAAUGUUAGAGUGAUUAGGCUAUUGAUGUUCCUUUCCUUGGGUUAUUCAGCGUGGGGAUUUUUUGGAUGCGGACUUUUUAGCUCAGCAUUUAUAUUUUUCGAUGCCACGAAUCCGCUUGUACAGUUAUUCUAUGCAUUGUUCAACAAUUACACGGCUCUCUCCCUCGCAAUAUUGGUCUGGUGGUUGCUGUGGACUAUUGGAGGUCUUCGACGAGCGUUGAAAACCCGCUUUGCAUCAUGUUGUAGCAUCCUGAAAAUCAACAUCGAACAACCUUCUGUAGUAUCCAAAGAAAACGUUCAUCGUAUUGACGAUCACUUCAAUCAACUUCAAGCGGCCUGGGCUCCAUAG